AUGGUCCUCAAAAGAGCCUGGGCCCCCAACCCUGUGCAAUCUGACCUCUCGAAUCUCUCGAACCUCCCUUCUGACAUGGAGCACACACUUCGUUGCAAUGCACUCAAGUGUCGCAAAGAGCUGGGCGACCGCGCCCUUGUGACCACAUGCAGUCACAUCUUCUGCCCCGACUGUGCCACUCGCCUCGGCUUGAAUGGCCAGAGGCACGAGCAUCGCAACGCGUGUCCAGCAUGCGGCACUCACUUGAGCAACCCCGACGACGCUGUCAUCACCAACCUCAACCCGAGCGAAGACUACAAGACAAGCGUGCUCAGCGGGCUCAGCCCGAACGUCAUUAUGGAAUGCGCCACCCGAGCACUGAGCUUCUGGGCAUACCAGACUACCCAAGAGGUCAUCUAUCAAGAGUACAUGGGCAAGACACUGACCGACAAGUACUCGAACCUGAGCGUCCAUCUAGACAAGGUCAUCAACGACGCCAAUGCUGAGAUCACCAACUUGCACAACAAACUGUCCGGGAUGAAGGUGGACCACGAUGCCCUUCGAAAGAAGAACGACGAACUUGCACAGGCCUUCAAGGACAAGAACCGAAAACUGCUUCAGACCCAAGAACUGUACGACAAGCUCAAGAGGAAGGCCAUGAUGGGCCAAAUCCAAGACGCUGCUGAAGACGCCGUGGACUCGAGUCUUCAAGGUACGUCGAUGAGCGCACCCACCCCAGCAGACGGAUAUCCGAACACGAGUGACUUUCGAGAACAUGCCAUGUCGUAUGGGCAACAUCGUCCGGCACUCUACGCGCAGCAGCAGCAACAGACAGCAGCAUAUAAUCAUCAGCCAACAAUGCAGUCUCAUCUGGGCGCGUGGCCUAAGACGGUAGGCGCACAAUCGAGUUGGCGAUCCAAUUGGCAUUGGACUAUCAACUAUCCCCGGCCUUGUAUCAGGAACGCACAGAUCUCCAACAAGUCAAACGAACUCGCGUGCGACGCUGGGUGA
Molecule: messenger RNA, 990 nt
Organism: Anthostomella pinea
Lineage: Eukaryota; Fungi; Ascomycota; Sordariomycetes; Xylariales; Xylariaceae
Source: the annotation of a GenBank genome assembly